This is a messenger RNA of Haemonchus placei, 264 nucleotides long. The record is from the annotation of a GenBank genome assembly. Lineage: Eukaryota; Metazoa; Nematoda; Chromadorea; Rhabditida; Trichostrongylidae.
AUGCUUGCCAUUAGACGUAUGGAUCGCAUUGGAUUUGAUGAGGCUGCAGGAUGUCAAGGAAGUGCUGAAGAUUACGGAUUCCCCGAUUCCCUAGAGAAGUUGCGAGUUCGUAAUCUUCAGCACUACACCUUUUCAAAAAGUGAAGAAAUCGAAAGAUAUCGAAUGGGACGGCUAUACGUCAAGCAAAUGCCGGUCACAUUGAUUCUUGGCAAAGACAUUACUUUCGAACCAGACCAUGACAAAGGAUGCGAUAUUCGAUGCUGA